UUAAGUUUAAAUCUAGUCUCUUUGAUUUCCACACUCUUUCAAACUGAAACUGAAACAAAACCGUGAAAGUACGAUACUUCAUCCCCUCAAACCUGAAUCUCUCUCCAACCUCCUCACACUCACUCCCUCUACUCAAAAUGGACGUUGAAACCGCCGACAAAAUCCACGUCACUGUCACCGACAUCCUUAACUCCUCCGACAGUGACUCCCUGACUGAGAAACAAAUCCGACAUCUUGCCUCCCAAAAACUCAACAUCGACCUCUCCGAUUUGCCCCGCAAAUUUCUCAUCCGACAAAUCAUCGAAUCUUUCUUACGUUCUUCCGACCAACCUCAAAACGACACCGUUUUGCCCCCUAAUUUACCCUCCACCUCCAUUAAUGAACCCCACAAAGAAAUUCCAUUACAACACACAGAAAUAAAGCUUCCUGAUUCAUGUCGAGUUAUUUGCAAGUUGUCACAAAAGAGAGAUUUAGCAGUGAGAUAUUCAGGAGGGAGAACAGUUGUUUCAAUUGGAGAACUAUCUAUGAAGGAUGGGAAGGCCAUUCCAACACCUAAUAAAUGCAUUAACUUAUUUCCUGACCAGUGGUCACUUCUCCGAAAGAGCGUCCCUGCAGUUGAUGAAGCUAUAGUAGAGGCUGAAUCAAAAAUAAGAUCUGAACCUGACAAUAAACAAGCUUUUGAUAAGCUUGAUACAUCUGCAUAUAGAAGCAAACAGAAUGGUGGUGGUCACUUUGGACGAAGUGGAGCUGAACCAACUAAAAAAGAUGGUGCACACCAUAGACCUAGACUUAUGGCCACUAGAGAACGUACUCAAGAUACUUCAACUGUGGUUUCUACACCCCGAAGACUUGUACCUAUUGAAGUUAUUCGUUUUGAUGGUAAGAAUUACCAGGAAUGGGCUGAUCGAAUGGAAUUAUAUCUGAACCAAUUGAAGGUUGCUUACGUGCUUUCUGAACCAUGCCCUAGUGGGCUGGGAGUCGCGGACAAGGAGAUUGCACAGACUUUAUCUGCUGCAGAAAGAUGGAUGGAUGAUGACCAUAUAUGUCGUCAAAACAUCUUAAAUUCCCUAUGUGACAAUCUUUUAAGACAUUACUCUGAAAAAUCAGGCACUGCUAAAGAUCUUUGGGAAGAACUCAAGCUCGUCUAUCUUCAGGAAGAGCAUGGAUCUAAAGUUUCUCUGGUUAAGAAGUAUAUUGAUUUCCAAAUAUCUGAAGAGAACUCGAUCUUUGAGCAAGUUCAUGAGUUCCAUCAGAUUGCAGAUGCACUUAUUGCUUCGGGUAUGUAUGUUGAGGAAAAGUUUCAUGUCAACGUCAUCAUUUCUAAGCUUCCCCCAUCUUGGAAACCCUACAGCAUCCAGUUGAUGAAGGAAGACAACUUACCUGUAUGGAUGUUGAUGAAUCAGCUGAAGGCAGAAGAGGAAUCUCGUCAGAAAGGUCACAUGGGUGACACUCUUGUUCCUAGGGCCAAUUUUCCUGUGUUUCAGCCCAACAAGAAAUACGGACCCCAGAAAAUGCCUAUGAAGAAGCCUGGAUUUCCUCAUGCUAAUCCUGAAGCAGACGGGGUUAAGAAGUUUAAGUUCUGCAACAUUUGUAAGAAGAGGGGGCAUUACAUGGAGCAAUGUAGGUUCCGUAAAACUGAAGGGAUGUAUAUUGCAAAUGUAAAGGAUAGUGUCACUUCUGCAAAUGCAGUUGUUGGGAGCAAUGGGGCAGACAAAGAUGGAGCUGUAGGUAACAGUACUAAUUAGGUACCUCGCUCUCCCCCCUAAACUCAAAAUUAUAAUUAUUACUCGUACUUAAAUCAUGCCAAUGAUUGGACUAGUGGAAAGAUUUUGUUGGCUAGGUAGGAAUAUGUAAAGAACCCAGCAAGGGACAGAAUAUGGUGCGAUGAUCUUAGAUUGUCUUAUACGAAGUAAUUUUUUGCCUUCAUUACUAGCUCGUGGCGGGUAUUAUUGAUUUGUAAAUUUUUGAUGGAUCAAUAAUUUCAAAAAAAGCCAAAUAGAAAGCGAGAUUUUAUUAAUUAAUUUUCUUUUUCAAAGGAUCUAUCUCCCCGACCCUCUCCUUGAUCUUAUUUCCGCAAGUGGUAGCAGCAUUUAUGGCUGCACUUACCCUUGUUGCUGUGUCAAAGUCUCGCCUCAAGACCUGCUUCUAGAUCACCUGGAACUCUCGAGUAGACACCCUGGCAAUCUUCCAAUACAUUUUCUCCUACAGGACCUGUCAUAUUGAGGUUUAAGAUCGUGCCAAUGGUUGAAUUAAUGGCUUUGGCACUUGAUAUGCUCAACUCAAAGGAGAUUGUAGCUAGUUGUGGGGCAGUUGAUGUGAGGCUGCGAGGAUCCGACCCAAGUGUUGAUAUGCAGGAUUCGUAAGUGACAUUUAUCGGGUCAGCUUCAGAGAUGUCCUUGCAGACAGGGAGUAAAAGACUGGUUAAAGCAGCAGUUGUAAGUAAGCAACAUAGUAUACUCGUGAUGAAGACGUAAAAGAUGUUUUUAUUCAUAUUUGUUGG
This is a messenger RNA of Chenopodium quinoa (quinoa), 2500 nucleotides long. RefSeq lists its product as uncharacterized. The transcript is spliced from 4 exons. Gene Ontology annotation, biological process: regulation of DNA-templated transcription. Lineage: Eukaryota; Viridiplantae; Streptophyta; Magnoliopsida; Caryophyllales; Amaranthaceae. The record is from RefSeq and is a predicted model, not a curated record. Gene Ontology annotation, molecular function: DNA binding. The coding region runs from base 138 to 1745 and encodes 535 amino acids.